Meloidogyne enterolobii is the source of this 303-nucleotide messenger RNA. The record is from the annotation of a GenBank genome assembly. NCBI's taxonomy places the organism in Eukaryota, Metazoa, Nematoda, Chromadorea, Rhabditida, Meloidogynidae.
AUGCAACUUGCUUCAACCGGAAUAAGUUUAACUCUAUUAAACUUAACAAUUUUUAUCUCCCUUAUAAAAACAAGUAUAACGACAAAUGUAAUUAAAGUAGCUCAUUUACAGCCUAAUAAUCCAAAUAUAAUAAAUGAGGUGAUUACAAUGGAAUCCUGUAAUCGUCUAAGUGGAGUAGAGCACGCCGCUUUCCUUCAUUAUAUGCGAAAUGCUAGUGUUUACUUCGGUCCUGGAUGCAAUAAUGAAAUGCUUGUGAUUGGACGUCUAGCUUCUCGUUGGAAUGGUAAAUUGUUGAAAAAUUAA